UUCAUUGCGGGAUAUUGUAAACUCAGCAUAAGCUUUGAUACGAUCGCGUAGAAUGACAUCAUAGCGACGUCAAUUGACUGUAGAGGAUUACGCCGAAAUUCGAUAUCCCUUGAAACUUCUUGCAGUUACUAUUGUUUUUCUUUACACUUGCGAUCAUGAGUUGUGGAUUCGUUACUUGCGGCCCAAACGAGGCUCUUGUAGUUUCAGGAUGCUGCUACAGCAAACCGCUUUUAGUACCUGGUGGCCGGGUAUUUGUAUGGCCUAUUGUCCAGCAAGUACAAAAAAUUUCAUUAAACACUAUGACUUUACAAGUAGAAAGUCCUACGGUGUAUACAUCUCAGGGAGUACCAAUAUCUGUGACAGGAAUUGCACAGGUCAAGAUACAGGGACAAAAUGAAGAAAUGCUUUCCACUGCGUGUGAACAGUUUCUAGGGAAAUCUGAAGAAGAAAUUCAUGGUAUUGCUCUUGUUACAUUAGAAGGACAUCAACGAGCAAUAAUGGGAAGCAUGACUGUGGAGGAAAUAUACAAAGAUCGUAAAAAGUUCAGCAAGAAAGUCUUUGAAGUAGCCAGCAGUGAUCUAGUCAACAUGGGCAUCACCGUUGUGUCCUACACGUUGAAAGAUAUCCGAGACGAGGAAGGGGCAAAGGGAUAUCUGAAAGCUCUCGGAAUGGCACGAACUGCUGAAGUUAAACGAGACGCGAGGAUCGGAGAAGCGGAAGCUCGCAGAGAUGCUCAGAUUCGCGAGGCCAUCGCUGAAGAACAACGAAUGGCUGCGCGUUUCCUUAAUAAUGCCGAUAUCGCUAAAGCGCAACGUGAUUUUGAAUUGAAGAAAGCCGCUUAUGACGUCGAAGUCCAAACUAAAAAAGCGGAAGCAGAGAUGGCGUUCGAAUUACAAGCUGCGAAAACCAAGCAAAGAAUCAUGGAGGAGCAAAUGCAGGUGAAGGUGGUAGAACGCGGACAAGAGAUCGCGGUACAAGAACAGGAAAUGUUACGACGUGAAAAAGAAUUAGAUGCUACUGUACGGCGUCCAGCUGAUGCAGAAAAAUACAGAUUGGAAAAGCUAGCCGAAGCUAAUAAAUUGCGGCAAAUAAUGGAAGCUGAGGCAGAAGCAGAAGCUAUAAAAAUUCGAGGUGAAGCAGAAGCUUUCGCUAUUGAAGCAAAGGCUAAGGCUGAAGCAGAACAAAUGGCGAAGAAGGCUGCGGCUUGGAAUGAAUACCAGAGUGCCGCUAUGAUAGAUAUGAUGCUCGACACUAUUCCGAAGGUUGCCGCUGAAGUCGCAGCGCCGUUAUCACAAGCAAAGAAAAUAACGAUGGUUUCUAGUGGAACUGGAACCGUUGGAGCAGAAAAAUUAACAGAGGAAGUUUUCAAUAUUGUGACACGAGUACCGCAGCUGGUUAAAAAUUUAACAGGCGUGGAUAUUGCAAAGUCCAUUCAUGCUGCUGCAUAAGCAGGGUGUAUUACAGUUUCUGAAUACUUCCUGACCACCAGUCGGUACUUGUACGAAAUAUAUAACGAGUCUUUGAUAUACACAUUUAUUUUGAAUAUGCUGUUGCAUAUUAGAGUCACAUUAUUAUUUUUAUCUUGAUGACGUUUCGUUGCCUAACGAAUUCGGUACUUUCACUGCCAUUUACUUGAACGUAAUGAUAAAUCAAUUUCGAUUUGUGCCAACUUUGAAGAAACAUUGAAACUGUGAGUAAAUUCGAAUUGGUAUACAUGCUCGAAAGUAGAUUACAAAUACCGAAUACAUUCGCACAAGAUUCAUAUUUCAUAUUCUAUUCGAAUACUAGUUUAAUUUAGUUGAUUCAAACAAUAGGUACACCUGUGUACAAGCAAACCUGAGUUACAGAGGCAGUGAACGUAUAAUUUAAUUAACCAAGAUUAUGUGUACCAGU
Molecule: messenger RNA, 1893 nt
Organism: Dufourea novaeangliae
Lineage: Eukaryota; Metazoa; Arthropoda; Insecta; Hymenoptera; Halictidae
Product: flotillin-1
Exons: 11
Coding region: 156-1448 (430 amino acids)
Biological process (GO): positive regulation of cell junction assembly; protein localization to plasma membrane; positive regulation of endocytosis
Cellular component (GO): plasma membrane
Source: RefSeq, a predicted model, not a curated record